AUCACAACCACAACGAGGCGUCUGGACAAAGGGAAAACAUGGCGCAGAGUUCCACCGAGACGAGCGAAAAGCAAGAGACGGAUAGAACCGGGUACACGAAGCUGGCAAACGGUAUUGUGCUGGGUCCCGAUGGCAAGCCAUGUCGAACAUGCAACGAUGUGAAAUCCCUCUUUGCAAUGUCCGGCAAACUGCCCACGAAACGUACCCAGUCCCAACCCACCACUACCACCGCUGCCGCACCCACGCUUCCCGCCGACUGCCCUCCCGAUGUCGAAGAGCUUGGCCGCUCUUCCUGGACACUUUUGCACUCCAUAACUGGUGCCUACCCAGUAAACCCUUCACCUCAAUUGCAAUCUGAAACUAAGUCGUUCCUUACCACGUUUGGCAAACUCUAUCCAUGCUGGGUCUGCGCGGAGGAUUUCCAGGCCUGGAUGCAAAAGAACACGCCGAGGGUGAGCAGUAGAAGCGAGUUUGGCGAGUGGAUGUGCGAGGCGCAUAAUGCUGUAAAUGAGAAGUUGGGCAAGCAAACCUUUGAUUGCAAGAGGUGGGAGGAACGCUGGAGAACAGGGUGGAAGGAUGGGAGGUGUGACUUCUGAUGGUACGCGUCAUUCCCACAAUACGAAAGAAACGAAGGUUGUACGAUUACUGUACGAUUAACUGGGCGCAUGAAAAAGACGGGUAUUUGCAUACAUAGCGCGGACGCUACUUUGUAAAACAGCACAAAUAGAGAGACACGGGCGUGAAAGGCGGCGUUUAGGUCAUGGCAGCUCAACCAAACAACACAUGUCAAGAUGAGACUGGGACUUGAUAAGGGAAGAUAGGCUACGAACUCCUCAGUCGCUGCUUCUCCAUACCAGCAUUGCCCCUCAUUCAAACAAUGGUCGACUACCAGACCGUCGAAGCACUACACGUGCCCAUCUGGCUCAACACCUGGCCAUGAGCUCACAGCGUGGUAAUCACGCCACACACGCGAGCGAUUCAGAAAUGCCAGAUAAAACUGCUAGACACAAGUGUUUCCCGCACG
Pyrenophora tritici-repentis Pt-1C-BFP is the source of this 1024-nucleotide messenger RNA. Its product is annotated as ERV1, Mitochondrial sulfhydryl oxidase protein. The record is from RefSeq and is a predicted model, not a curated record. Gene Ontology annotation, molecular function: flavin adenine dinucleotide binding; flavin-dependent sulfhydryl oxidase activity. Gene Ontology annotation, cellular component: mitochondrion. Lineage: Eukaryota; Fungi; Ascomycota; Dothideomycetes; Pleosporales; Pleosporaceae.